Messenger RNA from Sesamum indicum (sesame), 5031 nucleotides. Its product is annotated as ABC transporter C family member 3. Gene Ontology annotation, molecular function: ABC-type transporter activity; ATP hydrolysis activity; ATP binding. Gene Ontology annotation, cellular component: membrane. The record is from RefSeq and is a predicted model, not a curated record. Gene Ontology annotation, biological process: transmembrane transport. NCBI's taxonomy places the organism in Eukaryota, Viridiplantae, Streptophyta, Magnoliopsida, Lamiales, Pedaliaceae.
AGGAAAUUCCCCUUUCCUUGACUUUUCCUCUCUGUUAGUGGAAAGCCAGACUUAUUGAACUCCACAUACUCCAACAUCCAAAAAUUAAAAAGUCAGAUUCUUCUUUCGUAGAAUGUUUGAUCUCUGCUUCAUUAGUGUUAUAUAAUAACUCUUCUGCUGAGGUUUCUUAGAUCACUCCAAACUGCCAUGCUUGACUACUACCAAGUAUGGAAUUUCUUCAUAAAACUUCGUCUUCCUUCUUGAUCACGGUAUCUGUUUUUCUUGCUGAGUCCCGCACUUUUUCUUUUGAAAACAUGGGCGGUGAUUUGCUCCUUAACCCAGUUUUCUUGCGUUUCUUCACCGCCUCUUUGCACCUGGUUUUGUUGGUUGUCGUGUUAUUCUCAUGGGUUUUCAAGAAAUUUAGGAGCAAUGGGGAUGAACGCUGGAAACACAGUGUUAGGCACGUUAGUGUUUUGUACUACAGGCCAACUCUGUUUUCGUGUUUGGGUCUUUCGUUCUUUAAUCUCAUUCUAUGCGUGUUGAACCUCUUUUAUUGGUAUAGAAAUGGUUGGUCUGAUGAAAAGAUUCUGACUUUACUGGAUUUGGGGGUGAGAACACUAGCUUGGUUAGCUCUCUAUCUUUUCUUGCAAUUCCAUUUCUUGAAUUCGAGGGAAAACAAGUACCCGUUUGCUUUGAGACUGUGGUGGGUGCUUUUCUUCUUCAUAUCCUGUUAUUGCCUUGUAAUAGACGUUUCCUAUUACAGAAAACACCAGACUUUAUCAACUCUGUUUUGGGCCUCUGAUAUUGUUUCAUCGGUAAUGGGUUUAGUUUUUUCUUAUGUCGCCUUUCUGGGUAAGAAAAUGGAUGAAGAUACCACUCUUCAACAACACCUUUUAAAUGGUAGUGCUGCUAAUGGUAGAGAGUCUCACAUACCUCUCAAAGGGGAUGAGACUGUGACUCCUUAUGCUACUGCUGGUAUUUAUAGUCUCUUUUCUUUCUCUUGGGUGGGUCCUUUGAUAUCCCUUGGGUACAAGAAAACGCUGAACCUGGAGGAUGUUCCUCAGCUCCACAAUCCUGAUACGGCUGGUGGGGCAUUUCCAAUUUUGAACAGGAAGCUGGAGUCUUAUCGUGGAGGAAGUAACAGAAUCACGACAAUCAUGCUGGCUAAGGCAUUGGUUUUCACCAGCAGGAGGGAAAUUGCGGUAUCUGCUGUCUAUGUGCUCGUGAGCACAGUGGCUUCUUAUGUUGGUCCAUACCUUAUUGACACUUUUGUUCAAUACUUAAAUGGACAUAGACAUUUCGAAAAUGAGGGCUUUGUAUUAGUUUCUGCUUUUUUCAUCUCAAAGUUGUUCGAGUGUUUGGCACAGAGACAUUGGUUUUUUAAGGUGCAACAGGCUGGGUAUAGGGCGAGCGCAGCGUUGGUUGCCAAAAUCUAUAACAAGGGAUUGACUCUUUCGUGCCAAUCAAAGCAAGGGCAAACAACCGGGGAAAUUAUAAAUUACAUGUCUGUUGACGCUACGAGGAUAGGUCACUUUGGUUGGUAUAUGCAUGAUCCAUGGAUGGUUGUUUUACAGGUUGUCCUGGCAUUGGCAAUCUUAUAUAGAAAUCUUGGGCUUGCUUCGGUAGCUGCGCUUAUCUCUAGUGUCUUGGUGAUGUUAGCAAAUGUUCCACUAGGAAGUUUGCAGGAGAAGUAUCAGGAUGAGUUGAUGAAAUCAAAAGACAAAAGGAUGAAGGUGACCUCUGAAGUCUUGAGGAAUAUGAGAAUUCUCAAACUUCAGGCUUGGGAGUUGAGGUUCCUCUAUAAAAUUCUGGAUGUUAGGAAUGAUGAGACAAUUUGGUUGAAGAAAUAUCUUUAUACUAAAGCUGUCAGCACAUUUGUGUUUCUGGAUGCUCCUAUAUUUGUGUCUGUGGUGACUUUUGGUGCUUGUAUGCUAAUGGGAAUACCACUUGAGUCGGGAAAGAUACUAUCUGCGGUUGCAACCUUUAAAAUUCUUCAAGAGCCUAUUUAUAAACUUCCUGAUACAGUAUCCAUGAUUGUUCAGACUAAGGUUUCUCUUGAUCGAAUCGCAUCAUUUCUUUCACUUGAUGACCUACCACCAGAUGUUGUAGAGAAGCUUCCAGCUAAUAGUUCUGUUACAGCUGUUGAGGUAAUCAAUGGAAACUUUUCCUGGGAUGUAUCAUCUCCUAGUCCUACACUGAAAGAUAUUAACUUUAGGGUAUCUCAUGGAAUGAGGGUUGCGAUUUGUGGCACAGUUGGCUCUGGCAAGUCAAGCUUACUUUCUUGUAUUUUGGGGGAAAUGCCAAAAAUAUCUGGGGUUAUUAGGCUCUCGGGAACAACGGCCUAUGUUGCUCAGUCACCUUGGAUUCAAAGUGGAAAGAUUGAAGAAAAUAUACUGUUUGGUACGGAGAUGGACAGACAACGGUAUGACAGGGUCCUGGAAGCAUGUUCACUGAAGAAAGACCUGGAAAUUCUCUCAUUUGGAGAUCAGACUGUUAUUGGCGAGAGGGGAAUCAACUUGAGUGGUGGACAGAAGCAGAGGAUACAGAUUGCUCGUGCACUCUACCAAGAUGCCAGCAUAUAUUUAUUUGAUGAUCCAUUUAGCGCUGUGGAUGCACAUACAGGAACUCAUAUUUUCAAUGAAUGCAUUCUGGGGCUUUUAGAUUCCAAAACUGUUAUCUAUGUUACCCACCAAGUGGAGUUUCUGCCCGCAGCAGACCUUAUUUUGGUCAUGAAAGAUGGACUAAUUAAACAAGCUGGCAAGUAUAGUGACAUUCUGAAAUCUGGAAGUGACUUUAUGGAACUUGUUGGUGCUCACGAGGUGGCUUUAUCAGCUCUUGAUUCCAUUGAUGCUGGGAAAUCAGCUGUAGGUGAGGAAAAAAGCUUUAAAAAUGCUGAGUCUGUCUUGCAUGAACACGAUUCUGGAAAUGACGCAAAUGAUAAAGUAGAUAAUGGUGGGGGAAACAAGGGACAGCUUGUUGAAGAAGAAGAAAGAGGGAAAGGAAAUGUUGGAUUAUCAGUUUACUGGAAGUAUAUCACAACAGCAUAUGGAGGAUUUCUAGUACCCUUUCCAUUAUUAGCACAGAUACUGUAUCAGGUACUUCAAAUUGGAAGCAAUUAUUGGAUGGCUUGGGCGACUCCUGUGUCAAAGGAUGUGGCACCUCACGUUCAAGGCUCAAUUCUCAUCCUUGUCUAUGUUGCUUUGUCAUUGGGAUGUUCUUUCUGCAUUUUUGCCCGGGCCUUGCUCAUGGUGACAAUCGGGUACAAGACAGCAAAUAUACUCUUUAACAAGAUGCAUCUCUGUAUAUUUCGUGCCCCCAUGUCCUUCUUCGACUCCACCCCCAGUGGGCGAAUUCUCAAUAGAGUAUCCGCAGACCAAAAUAAAGUAGACUUGAACAUGGCAUCCAUAAUUGGGCAAUUUGCUUUUGUCAUAAUAGAGCUUCUAGGAAUUAUUGCUAUCAUGUCGCAAAGUGCCUGGCAGGUCUUCAUUAUCUUUAUCCUUGUGAGUGCUAUUUGCAUAUGGUUGCAGCGAUAUUACAUAGCUUCUGCCAGAGAACUCACUCGACUAUGUGGAGUGUGCAAAGCUCCAGUUAUACAGCACUUUUCGGAAACACUUUCAGGGUCGAGCACAAUUAGAAGUUUUGGUCAGGAAGGCAGAUUCCAUGACAGAGGCAUGAGACUCAUAGAUGGAUAUUCACGGCCUAAGUUUUAUACUGCUGCUGCCCUGGAAUGGCUAUGCAUUCGUUUGGAUGUGUUAUCUCUUGUAACUUUUGCCUUUUCGUUGAUUUUCCUGGUUGCUAUUCCAGAAGGAACCAUUGAUCCAAGUCUUGCUGGGCUGGCAGUGACAUACGGCCUUAAUUUGAAUAUGAUGCAAGCAUUGGUUGUGUGGAUUCUUUGCUCUAUGGAAAAUGGAAUCAUAUCAGUCGAAAGAAUCCUUCAGUACACUUCUAUUCCAAUAGAACCCGCCCUUGUAGUAGAGUCAAACAGGCCAGAGAGUCAUUGGCCAAUACAUGGAGAAGUUGAUAUCCAAGAUCUUCAGGUCCGAUAUGCUCCUCACAUGCCGUUUGUGCUACGAGGCAUUACAUGUACUUUCUUAGGGGGGAAGAAGACUGGAAUGGUAGGGAGGACAGGAAGUGGUAAAUCGACUCUAAUUCAGACCCUCUUCCGCAUUGUCGAACCAACUGUUGGAAAAAUAUUGAUCGAUGGUCUCGAUAUCUCAACCAUCGGACUUCAUGAUUUACGAUCUAGAUUAAGCAUAAUCCCACAGGACCCAAUCAUGUUUGAGGGGACCAUCCGAAGCAACCUGGAUCCCCUUCAAGAGUAUACAGACGAGCAGAUAUGGGAGGCUCUUGAUAAAUGCCAGCUUGGUGAUGAGGUCCGGAGAAAGACAGGAAAGCUCGAUUCUGCAGUGUCUGAGAAUGGAGAGAACUGGAGCGUCGGUCAAAGGCAGCUAGUUUGUCUCGGGCGUGUGCUGCUAAAGAAAAGCAAGGUUCUGGUGCUUGACGAGGCAACUGCAUCAGUCGACACUGCAACCGAUAACCAGAUUCAACAAACGCUCAAGCAGCAUUUCAGUGACUCAACAGUGAUAACAAUCGCACACAGGAUAACAUCUGUGCUCGACAGCGAUGUGGUUUUACUAUUAGACAACGGACUUGUUAAGGAAUAUGAUAGUCCAGAAAAGUUGCUGGAGGACAAGUCGUCUUCGUUCGCAAAGCUCGUAGCAGAAUACAGCAUGAGAUCAUCAUCAAGUUCCAGUUCCGAAAAUCUUUCGAAUGCACGAGCAUGAGUAGUAUGGAAAGGACGAAAACCCGCCAAAAAUUCCACGCAAGUGUUUCUCCAGAAGACGAAUCGACGUUGGUUCGCGUGGAAGAUGAAUUAAUAGACGAAAUUGGGAGAGCUCUCAUCAUUUUGCCUGUUCGUUCGUUCGCGUCGUUUUCUUGCAUGGAGCACAUCCCAUGAAAAUGUGUGUUUUUAAUUUUUGUAUAAAUGUUUGUGUGAGAAUAUGAAUAUAUAUAUAUAUUGGUAUUAGUUGGUGAAAUCGUACUUUAUGUGGU